Messenger RNA from Lodderomyces elongisporus, 726 nucleotides. RefSeq lists its product as uncharacterized. Bases 1 to 726 code for a protein of 241 amino acids. The record is from RefSeq and is a predicted model, not a curated record. The transcript has a single exon. Lineage: Eukaryota; Fungi; Ascomycota; Pichiomycetes; Serinales; Debaryomycetaceae.
AUGUCAUCAACUUUAAAACUUAAGCAAUACCCAGUGGAUACUUCGCGUGAAGCUAUCUUCAAUGAUUCCGUUGCCCUUCUUAAAAAAAUACCACAAUGGAAUGAAGGCAAGACUUUCUACAAGUCUUCAAACUAUCCUGUAUACUCCAAACACAACGAAGUUGACGGAGACUUUUGGUGCUCUCGUGAAACAGUGUUGAAGAACAUCAACGUUGAACGGUUGCGCAAGGCCAUUAUUGGAACUACUGAACAAGGCUUUACACAUUCUGAUUACGAGCCACAUUAUGUCCAUGAGAUUUCAGAAAUGCAAGUCCGCAACUUGCAACAAUAUAAGGAUGGAUGGAGCUACACUAUUCAUGCCCAAUACAACUUUGGCUUUCCUUUGAGCAAAAGAACAUUCAAUGAAUUGAUUCAUAUAUACAUCGAUGCAGCCAAACAAUGGGCUUUGAUAGUCAGUUUACCCAUAAAAGGUGCAUUGUAUGAGCAUUCAGUCUUGGGGGAGUACGUGUCUUUAGAAGAAUUGAAAUGGAAUGACAAUAAUGAUAGUGCAGAGUGGUUAGUUGCAACAACGUCUACUGCUGGUGGGAAUGUACCAGACUGGGCCACCAAAUGGAGUUUAGCAGGUGCGCUUGCUAAGGAUGUUCCCAAUGUUGUAGACUUGAUAGCCUCAAAGGAUUAUUUUGACGUUGGCGAGUCCGAAAUAUUGACACUUCCUACAGGGAAUUGA